AUGAUUGGCACAAUUGGGGUCCAUGCUCAGCUUCAUGUGGCGGUGGGACGAGAAAACGGUAUCAAGAAGAAUGUGUUCGAGGUGACAAAAAGCUGUAACCUAGGUUUCUACAUAUCACGUUGCAAGGGCCAAAAUAAGGAAUGUGGCGGAUAUCCAGACAACAUCAGAUGUACAGCUUGUGACGAUCCUUAUUACCCCGGAGGAUAUAGUAGAGGGUGUAUAGAAUGUCCAGCAAUCAUCGAGUGUAAACACAGAAGCUGCACAACAGCCUACAAUGUCUACUGCAAGGAACGUAACGACGACAUUUUUUUCUUCAAGCGUUACAACAGUGACAAGGAAUGUCAGCGAAUGUGUUCUUGGAACAACCAUUACUGUUGGCCUGGCAGCUGCAAUCCAAACGAUCUAACCAAGGAUUGCACGUGCGCCACGGGGUUUGACAGGAUUUCAAACUCCGGGGAAACUUCGUGUCAACCCACUAAGAAACCAUCUAUCUUAACAUGUGACACUGUGGCUUUUGGACCAAACGGUGAAAAGAAGAGAGCAAUGUCUUCGAGCAGUUCAACGGCGUGUCAGUAUUUACAAGAUACGUAUGGAAACUAUCAGCCGACGAUAAUGCAGUUUGAUUUGACCACUGAAUACACCGUUGACAUUUCCAGCUAUUCGCAUCCUUCAUUUGUUAAGGAACAGAGCUUUGGGAUAACGGACACAACAGUAUAUAUAAAACGUCAAUCAAUAUCAAAUUCGCUCACUACCUUAUCAACAAACAGGCUACUGACAGAUGUCAACUCGAGCCAGUCUGUAACGAGAACGCAUUUCGAGUCACAUAACUUAACGACUAACUAUUCACUCGCAAAUGGUCAGGCGCUGUGUUUGGAAUAUGAAGCUAAAGGUGGUGGUUACUUGAAAGCCAUUGAUAGGAGAACCAACACUGCCCUCAGUGCUAAGCCUUACCAUAAAACUGUUGACCAACGAACAGUCUGCUAUCGGUUCGACAGCCAACCACCUGAACACUGUUCAAAACUUUCGAUAUGUAGCUCUGAGCCUUUACGAGUCGACAAACGAAUAACGCGAUCAAAACUUCAUCACGUUGAGUUUGACGGUUGGGUGGAUCCCGUUCCUUCAGGAGGAGUUUCGCGUACCGCUUCAUCCAUUGAGAGCUAUGAAAUAAGGGUAAAUGAGGUUUUACCAUCGAAAGGAUCAUUAAAGGUAGAUUACACAUCCAACGUAUUAAGUAUAAAGGUUAACCACAGAGUCAAAAAUAUGGAUAUUAAUCUUACCUCAGACACACCAAGGCUCUAUUGUUUCACAUUGGAUGUUAAGGAUUUUGCAGACAAUGUUCGACAGUGUCGCCGCUUUGUUCUUUACGAUAACACGUCGUCAAUUCAAUUCUGGAAUGAAAAGCCUUUCCGAUUUACAUCCGCCUCGUCUGCUAUAGAUUACACGUGGCAAACCCAUCACAACAAUGUCUGCAUAAGCUGGAAAGAUUAUUUUUACAACGAUUUCUACAUAAAUAAUGAUCUUCUGAAGCCUAUUGACCCCGACCCGCACGGUCUCAUUACCGGCUCAUGCGAGCAAAUGACUGGUGAAAUACCAGUUUCCGGGACUUCAAAUGUUCAUGGUAUUAUGGCAUACAAUAUUUCGUGGAGAUUGAAUAAUGGAUCAUUCUCUGGAGAAACCUCUGUCCCCUCCUUCACGAGUCAAUCUUUUUGCAGGGAUAUGAAUGUCACUGACGGAGAUACAUACAGACUGAACGUAAAGGCUAUUGAUAUAGCUGGAAAUGCCCAAAGCGAUCAACGAACCGUAUUUAUUGAUCGCUCAGCGCCUCAUCUCAACGACAUUUGGCUUGAGAAAGAUGGGUACGGAAUGUUGUAUGUUCAUAAUAGCACGGACCUUUCCAAGAUAAAAAUGACGUUUGAUGCACUUGAUCCACAUAGUGGCUUAUCUAAGAUACAUUGGGCGUUUGGAAUAGCAAUGACCGAGCUUCUAAGUGAGCACCUUGCUGUUAGGACUAUAACUGUAAGUUCCUGCUCAACAGCACAGUGCUACUGUCCGGCUAUUGGUGAAUGUGCAUUCUUGAACUACACAAUAACUCUCAAAAAGUUAAGUGUUAAGAAUUGGCACAUUGGCAUAAACAACAGGAUCUAUUAUUUCACCAUAAAAGUAACCAACAUGGCUGGGCUUUCAACAACGGAGCAUAUUGAUGUGCUUGUUGAUGAUUCGCCUCCUUCAGUAGGUGUUGUUUACGAAGAUACCAAUGAUACAGAACAAUACAGAGUUGUCCACUGGCAAGGAUUUUCUGAUCCGGAGAGUGGUAUAAGAUUCUACCGUAUAGGAAUUAAUACACGAUGUCUGACGAAGGAGGAAAUGAACAGUUUCUCGAAAACAACAAAUGCGUUGUAUUUUGAGCUCUCUUUUAACGAAACAUCAAUAAAGAUAUUUGACAAUUUCACAUGCACACCUUCUAUUACUGUCCUUGCAAUUAACAACGCUAUGCAGCCGUCGUCGGUUGUGUGUAUCGAAGUAAUUAAAAGGAAUGACAGAGACAGUUGUAAUGGUAAGAUUUGCAUGACUUCUUAA
Molecule: messenger RNA, 2577 nt
Organism: Mya arenaria
Lineage: Eukaryota; Metazoa; Mollusca; Bivalvia; Myida; Myidae
Exons: 8
Coding region: 1-2577 (858 amino acids)
Source: RefSeq, a predicted model, not a curated record